UGCACGUUGUAACUCCUUGCAUAAUUAUCCACAGAUAUAACAAUAUUAGGUUAUGAUCUAAGCUAAUCUCAUAAUAUUCAUAUAGUAGGAAAUCUACUUUAUCAGUUAUCUAUAGUCGUGAUAACGACCAUGCCGUGCCAACGACUGCCUAGCUUCUGAGGUUUUGUAAUAAUUCUCCGCGUUUUUGCAUUCAUCAUUGAUUAUCGUCAUUCGUUUCAAUAAAUAUUAAACGUUCUAUUUCACUUCUACGGAUUAUUUCUCAUUACUUAAUCGUAUUCGUGAUUUCAUAUGUUUUAAUAUUAAUAAUUGUUGUCAGUAAUCAUAUUAAUGUAUUAUACUCUUAUAGCAGAUAAUCAGUGAGUGUUCCAACUAUUAUAGAUUUUUCACCCUUUAAUUAUAAUAAUUAAGUUUAUCAGUUGAUGAGGAGUUCAAUGGUUAUCUAUGGGAAUAGGUAUGCAAUGUGAUUUAACGUCAACAACAUAAUACAAAAUAUUACACUAUAUAUGAGAGCUAUUUGAUUAAAAAUUGUAAACUCAACAAAAUGGAUUGUCAGGAUCUCACGGAGUUAAAAAUUGUUGUCCGUUCCGUUUUAGUUGCGUGCCAAAACUCCCUAACAGUUGAAGAGUUAUGGAAAAAAGUUACUUAUAUAUUUGGAAAACCACAACAACUACAGACACAAAUAUCUGGUUAUAGGACACCUUUUAAUUUUCUUAAAAGUAUACCAGAUGUUGUUCAGUUAGAUGAUCCAGAAGAUACAAACUCCAUAGUAAAUAUAAUAAGUUCAGAAUUGAGCAGGCAUAUGGAGCUAUUAGUUCCAACAAAUAUAACAAGACCACCUAAAUCUAAAAAUCAUCUUCAAGAAUUAUUAGUCCCAUACAGAACACAAUGUGCAUUUAUCAGAAUAUUAUAUGAAUUAUAUCCAGAAGGAUUGUCAAUAAGUGAUUUUGAAUCUGAUAUUUUAUGUAUUCCAAUAUUUCAGUCAUACAUCAAAUGUGUUGAUAAACUAUUGUCCAAUUUAGACCAUAUAUUUUUAAGAAAAGGAAGUGAAAUAAUAAGCUUGCAACCAAAUAUAAUAAACAGUUUGAAAGAAAUUGAAACAAAAGGUAAAUUUACAGCAAUGGAUAUAUGCAACAUUGAUGAAUAUUCAUUAGAAAAUAAAUAUGAUGAUAAACUAAUUUCAAAUGGACUGGAAUACCCAUUAUUUAAUAUUUUAGAAGAAUCAAUUAAAACUAAUAUUGAACAACUAUUAGAUGAAGUACCUGGUUGGAUAUCUGAUAGACAUAUGUGUAAUUUAUACAUUGAAAAAUUUGGUUCUGCAUUUACUCAUUAUAGACGAUGGGGUUUUACCAGAGUUAGUCAAAUGUUUUCUAAAUUACCAGAACUAUGCUGUGUUCAUUUCUCAAAUAAUGAAGUAGAAAUAUUUUCAACAAAAAAUCAUACUUGCGACAUUAAUAAAAAUAUAGACGUAUUAGAAGAUGAAAAUAAAAACUUAGAGUCCGGAUUUGUUUCUAUAAGUGUGAAAAAAAAAUAUGAUAAUAAAUCUGAUGAAAAUGAUGGAGUAUUAAAAAAGUUUUUGCGAAAUGAUCCAUACUUAGAAGCAUCUUUAAGUGAUUGUUUUUUGGAGGAAGAAAUUAAACAUUUUGAUCUGAAAAUCAAUAAUUUAUUUAAUGUCAAUGUUUGUGGAGUUAAUACAAGUAUUGUACCAUCUAUAAUAUGUCAAUGCAUUGAUCAAUAUCAGGAAUUUCAGAAGCUAUUAGUUGAUAUGAAAAACUUCUAUUUCAUAAAUGAUUCGCAAUUUUUAUUUGAUCCAAAUAUAACCAUGGUUAAACAAACAUAUGCAUAUUUUUUGGAUGAUUUUUGGUUUAGAGGAGUUGUUAUUGAUACCAACUUAGGUAUAAUAAAAAUGGUAAAUAUUGAUUAUGGUUCAAUGCAUACUAUUCCAUUGGAUGACAUCAGAUUACUGCAUGUACAGUUUGCCCAAUUACCAGCACAAUCAUUUACUUGUAAUUUACAUGGAAUAGAUUCUAUUGACGAAAAUGAGCUUUUGGGAAUAAUAGAUAAAAAAUGUACAAUUUAUGUUGUUUCUACUGAUCAACAAAAUAAAUCUGCAAGUGUCAAAAUUAAAUUUAUGGAUUCUAUAUCAGAUAAAUACUUAAAUGAUGAAUGGGUUGAAAAUGGUAUAGCCCAACCAGAUUCAGAUGAGGAAUAAUGAAGAUAUAAUUGUAUUACAUUUUUUUAUUUAGUUAUAAAGUAUAUUGUUAAUUAAAUUCCUAAGUUAUAAAUAUAGAACAAGGAAGUUUCUAUUA
Messenger RNA from Rhopalosiphum maidis (corn leaf aphid), 2306 nucleotides. RefSeq lists its product as uncharacterized. NCBI's taxonomy places the organism in Eukaryota, Metazoa, Arthropoda, Insecta, Hemiptera, Aphididae. The record is from RefSeq and is a predicted model, not a curated record. The coding region runs from base 542 to 2209 and encodes 555 amino acids. The transcript has 12 exons.